Nomia melanderi (Alkali bee) is the source of this 4550-nucleotide messenger RNA. RefSeq names its product Organic cation transporter (gene Orct). The record is from RefSeq and is a predicted model, not a curated record. Gene Ontology annotation, molecular function: transmembrane transporter activity. Gene Ontology annotation, cellular component: membrane. NCBI's taxonomy places the organism in Eukaryota, Metazoa, Arthropoda, Insecta, Hymenoptera, Halictidae. Gene Ontology annotation, biological process: transmembrane transport.
GUCACAUAUACUUUCUGGUGCCGUGUAACGCCGGGCGCACAGCGAGUACAUCGUGUGCCGACAGUCGUGCUCGGUCCUUCCUCUCGCGCGGGUCCUAUAACACACGCUCUUUUCCUCUCUCUCUCUUUCUUUCUCUCUCUGUUUUUCUGCGGUGUACCAUACGAACAUAUCCAGUGAGUAUCGUUAACAAGUGGUGACAACCCGGCCGAAAGGGGAAAACCGACGGUCUUCCAGGGAGAGACUCUUUCCUAACCGGGAGCAUCCCCUGGUAUUCUAGCUUGGCGUCGCGUCCAACAACGUUUUCAACCCUUCGUCGUUACCGUCGUUAACGAUUCGCUGAUUUGUUUACCGCCUCAAGUGGCCGGCACGUGACACGUUCACGGGUCCAGUGACUCCGAUAGCUCCCAGCCCUACGGCCUUCCCCUACCCUGGUAAAGUUUGAUAUCUCUCGCACUGGUGACCUUGAGACGGACCUUGACCAUCGGCGAGACCACUUUUGGAAGAUUGAGGGUUCGAUAGAAAGGACUCGGAGCCAAGUUCGGGAAUUCCAGCGGCCAUGGAUUAUUGAAAUGUCUACCCGAGGUGAAACGAAUUUCGUAAAAUGUCCGUGGAAUUACGAGACACGGGUUAUUGACACAAGACUGCGGCGGCCUUGAAUCAUUUGAAGAAAGCUUGUUAACUAAUUUCGAUAUCGUAACUCGAACUGGCCAUUACGACGACAUUUGACGAUAAAGAGUUAAUGCUGCAGUGAGGAAAAUUGUACAAAAAAUGGCUUUACGACGAAUGGAAUCGGAGAAUGGUUCCAAUAAAUGACUAUACAAGAACAUUUAUAUACAACUUUGUCUCCAGUUAAUAGUUAAAUUAAAGAAGAAAAGCAGAAGCUUCACAGAGCAAGACUGCAACGAGCGCUCUUAAUGAACCAAUUACAGCUUUAUGAAAAUAUCCUUUCAAACAACUUGCUUAGACCUAUCCAAUUUAUCUUCGUUAACAUUUAUCUCUAUAUCUUAGUCCUUGAUCAAAAAGUUAGUGCUAUAAUUAAUGCUAUCUUGGUAAAAAUCAACAAUGAAUAUCAUUUGAUUACCUAAUACUUCCAUCAAGUCGUUUUCUCGUAUUAAUUUUCUACAAUUUUAUUUCUUUGCUCAAUUCUCGGUCUUAACACUACGAUGAAGAAUUCAUUAUUAAAUUACUUUUUAGACUUUCAAUUUUACAAUUACCAUGAAAAAUGUUAAGAACAAUGGCUGGUCCUAAUUUUUUGAUCAGGGACUGUAAAAGUAAAAUUGUAUAAUAAUCUCUUUUGUCACGUAACGCUAACAUCGUGUGUUUACAAGCUGUUUUAUUGAAAUGUAACUUGUAUAUUAUUUCUAGGAAAAUCCGCAACGUAUCAGUCACAUUGAAUCUCCAUAACGCGUUAAUACACUUUUCCCCGUUCUGUUUAUUGAAACUCGAGCGGAGAACGUUACUCUUCCAUAUACGACGCGGCUCGGUUUCUUUGGAACCGGUAAAAGUGACCGUGUGUGCGCCAAGUUCAUUUGCAUUAUUAAUGAUUCGAUAACACAUACGUCGUUUUGCAAUACUCGUCGUGCGCCGGUGCGUAAUACACCAGGUAUCUCCAUUCAAUAGGAAUGUCCACUGUUUGCGAUGAUCCACGACGCGGGAGCAAAGCGAUCCUUCCUUGUUGGUGAUCCUCAUAUCCACCUCGAUCAAGAACUGAUAUAAACACAUAUUUUAUCUGCUGAAAGCGUGAAACCUAUCGACGCCAGAAUCCGAGCCAGUGGAACUGAUCAUCGCACCUAAGACCUGAAAUCAGCUCAAAGAACUCCUCGACGAUCCCAUCUUCCAAAGGAACAGCAUCCCCGAAUCUUGAAUGAAUUGAUCCGAAACAACUGCACCUGUUGGACGCACAACAUCGAAAAACAGCCCUGAAAAGAAACAAUCAUCAUUUCGUCAAACAUGACAUAGACUGAAGUAUCUUGUCCAAGCGUGUUCACCCAGAAAGUAACUCGUUGAAGGAUACGAAUCCGAUAAUCGAAGAAGUUUGUAAAGAAAUAAGGCAUAGGAAAGAUUCAUCUGUUAAAGGAAAAUAUUUUUUGACGAAAGAAGCUAGAGAAUUUCUUGCAUUGCUGGAACACAAUUGUUCGUUUGUAGAGGACAGGAUAGGUUCAAGGAGCAGCACGCAGCGAAAAGUUCUCAUCACCGUCGAAACGGAUUCGAGGAGAGUCAAGUGUCGCUUUAGCAGCGUAUUCCAGAGCAAGUGGACCACGGGGACCAGAAGACGCAAACGUAGAAGGAUCCGAGGCAUCAAGGAAAAAUGGCGUACGACGACGUUAUUCUGCGGAUGGGCGAGUUUGGCCGGUACCAGCGCAGAAUCUACCUUCUGCUCUGCCUUCCGGCGAUAUCGUGCGCGUUCCACAAGAUCGCUGGCGUCUUCCUUGGCGCGAAGAUGAACACUAGAUGCUUGUUGCCACAUGAAAACGUGGACAACGCUACGUACUUGUUACCCCAAAACGUGAUAAACGCGAGUUAUCCAUGGGAACAAGAGUCGGAACAAUGGUCACAGUGUUACAGACGCGACCCCAGUGUCUUUAAUCAGACAACAAUGGACAGGUACGUCGACACAUCGACCGACGACGCGCCAAUCCAGAAGCCCUUCUCUCCGAGUGAUCUAAACACCCAUGGCCUGAAGAAGUGCGAGAGAUAUGUCUAUGAUAGAAGCAAAUACAAAAGUACCACCAUUUCUGAGUGGAACUUAGUUUGCGACAGGGCAUGGUUGAGAGCUACGGGGGAUUCUUUGUUCAUGGUAGGAGUCAUGCUUGGCUCGAUGAUUUUCGGUGGUUUGUCCGAUAAAUAUGGGCGUAGACCAAUUUUCUUCCUGUCUUUAGUCAUACAGCUGGUCGGCGGUAUACUAGUCGCAGUUGCACCCGAGUUUAUAUCCUACGUUAUCUUCAGGUUAAUACUCGGCUCGACCACCAGUGGGGUCUUUCUAGUCGCCUACGUCAUUGCCUUGGAAAUGGUGGGCCCAAGGAAACGUUUGGUAGCUGGCGUUGGUUGCCAAUUAUUCUUCACGACUGGAUACAUACUCACUGCUGGUUUUGCAUACUUUAUAACUGACUGGAGAAUGCUGCAAGUUGCCAUCACCGUGCCAAGUAUUGCAUUCCUUCUCUAUUGGUGGUUCAUCCCUGAAUCUGCACGUUGGCUGUUGACUAAAGGUCGUGUACAGGAAGCAAAAGACCUCCUUCAACGAGCCUCAUUAGAAAACGGUGUGGAGAUGCCAAGCGAAGCACUGGAAACGCUUCUUAAUAGCUGCGAAGACAGCGCACCAGAUUAUAAGAAACCGUCGCUGUUUGAUCUUUUCCGAUAUCCAAAUCUGAGACGGAAGAGUAUUUUACUAUUUUUCAAUUGGCUUGUAAAUAGCGGCACUUACUACGGACUCUCCUGGCAUGUAGCCAACCUUGGUGGCAACGACUAUGUCAAUUUUGUCAUUUCCGGGUUAGUGGAAGUACCUGCAUACACAUUUCUAAUUUUCACCCUGAACCGUUGGGGCAGGAAGAUUAUUUUAUGCGGUUGCAUGUUAAUAUCCGGAGUGGCGCUACUUGCUAUCUUAUUUGUACCUGCUGAUGCUCAGUGGCUCGUCGUGUGUCUAGCCAUGAUCGGGAAACUGACUAUCACAUCGUCCUACGGUGCUAUUUAUGUUUUUACUGCCGAACAAUUUCCCACAGUCAUUCGGAAUGUCGGUCUCGGAGCUAGUUCAACUUUCGCUCGAAUCGGUGGUGUAAUUGCCCCAUAUGUCAUUCACCUGUCCGAAAUCUGGAUGCCUCUUCCAUUCGUUAUUUUUGGAUCGUGCGUGCUAACAGGUGGUAUGAUGUCAUUGCUCCUUCCAGAAACAUUGAAUAAGAAGCUUCCAGAAUCUAUACAGGAUGGCGAAUUGUUUGGAAAAAAACCCUCAAAGAAGGAAAAGAAGAAGCAACUAGACAUAGAACAAUUGAACGAAGUGGAUGUGAUAAAGCCAUUGAAGCCACAAGAAAACGGUGUUCACGAAAAGCAAAACGGAUGACAAUGAUCUCCAUGGAGAUCGAGAUUUGGUUAUGCUCAAAAUAUGUAUUUGAAUCCCGCCUGAUUGUAUUCUAGGCAGCCUUCUGUAUAUACGUAUUUCGCGUAUAUAAAUUUUAGCGUGCCUGUUACAAAAGUUUACCAACGAAUCCAAUUGGACUCUCAAGCUGCAUGAUCAAUCAAACGUAGGUUGCCUCCGACUGAGAACGAAACACAGAGAAACACGAAUCAAGGGACUACUGAUAUUCUCAUUGAACGUUUUAGCUCUAAACUAUUGAAAGUGAGAAGGCGAUGAUUUACCUUCUUUACCUAAGUACACACAGCCUUUGUAAUUGAUAGCACACGAAAAACAAAUCUGCCAGAGAACAUAUCACUUACUCUAAUUUCCAAGUGUCAUUUACAUAUUAAGUGCCCUUGAAAUGUAAACAUGUAAAAGUUUUCCCGAAAUACUCGCGUGAAAAAUAAUAAUUAUUUUCGCGCGACUAACGCGGAUGAAAAAUACA